Ostrinia nubilalis (European corn borer) is the source of this 895-nucleotide messenger RNA. RefSeq lists its product as uncharacterized. The record is from RefSeq and is a predicted model, not a curated record. Gene Ontology annotation, molecular function: odorant binding. The transcript is spliced from 3 exons. Bases 228 to 869 code for a protein of 213 amino acids. NCBI's taxonomy places the organism in Eukaryota, Metazoa, Arthropoda, Insecta, Lepidoptera, Crambidae.
AGUUGUCUACAUUUGUGAGUGGCCAAGCUAAAGUAGUAUUUAUUGUGUAGCUAGAAUUUUAAUUUCAAAUUCACAUACUAUACUAAUUGACUGUGUACCUACCAUCUACCAACAUUAAAUGUAAUUGGUUACAAUAAACCUAACAAAGCUAUAAAAUUUUGAUUGACUCGAAGAUAGGCUAACGAUCAAGUAUUCGUUAUUUCUGGCUGGAACCUCGUCAAAUCACGAUGGAUAUUGUUCCAAUUAUUCUUCUUGCUUUUGUGAGUUCGGUUCUGGGUGCCUUGAGCAACGAGCGGGAUACCAUAGACAAAAGUAAAUUGAUGGGAGUGGACGCCAUACACGAUAAUAAUAUUAAAAUAGACAAGGACACUAUUAUCACGCGUAAUUUGAAGUUGGAAAAGAAAAAUCGAGCUAAAAAUGUGGCGCAUCAUCGACAACCGGAGGAAGAAAAGGACCCUGAUUGGUCGUACGCCGCUAUUCCGCAAGAGCUAUCCGACCACGUAAACGAUUUUAAGCGUAACAUGACGGAGUGCCUUAAAGAAGUGCAGGCCAAAGACAAGAGAACCGUCAAAAGGCUCUCCCCUAAAACGGAAUCUCCGGUUCACGGGGAAUGCCUCAUCGCCUGCGUUCUUAAACGCAAUGGCGUCAUAGAGAAAAGCAAGAUUAAUAAAGGAAAUUUAAUUAGUUUAGUGAGUAAAUUCUACGCAAAAGAGACAAAGAUGAUGAAGAAGUUGGAGAAGAAUUUGGAUCGGUGCAUUGAAAUGAGCGUGCGAUUCCAAGACGACGAAUGCAAACUAGCUUCUCAUCUUAACGAUUGUACAAACGAUCUCAUGGCGAGCAAUAAACACAAAGUUGUUGUAAAUUACUGAUAUUAUUAAAGGAAAAGCUAUGUUAA